AUGCCUGUCUCUUUUGACCAUGCCCAGCGCAUCCCGGAAUUCUUGGAGGCAGCUGCGCGGAACACUCCUAAUGAAACAUCACACAGUGACCAUACAAGUAAUUUGGUCAACCCAAUUAACAAUGUCGUCCGCCCCUUCGCCGAGUUCACUCGUCGUCGUGCCUACGACCCCCACCACCGCCAUUUUGCCGAGAGCACCUACCAAUGGCUCGUCUUUCUCCACCGGACCGGCUUGACUGCUGAGGGUCUCGCCAAGAUUGGACCUACCAAGCCUGGUUUGGUCGAGAAGCUGAGGAGAACCCUCGCCUGUCAUGAGAUUACCCAUGCGCGGAAGAAGACCCGCGGAAACCACCCGGCCGGCCAGGCUUACAAACGGAUCUACAUGACCGAGGCUGACUUCAUGGUCGGUGAGGGCGCAAUAGAGGUCCUGGGCUAUCCUACCGGGCAAGUACAGGACUCUCAGGUGGCCGAUAUACCAACAAGCGAGCCUGACAAGGUUCAAUUCAUCGACGAAAUGGUUACCGCGUUGAAAAACAUGGUCGGCAGGGACAAGGGCAUGGAGGCCCAAGUCAAGCAAGUAAUGGCUACAUCCGCCUCAAUCUUCGAGUCUCUGGCAUGGCGUCUCUUUACCAACAAGGCAGCCGUCUCCAACUUGUUCCUGAGCAACUACUUUGCCAGGUUCGCGGCUGACCCCUACAAGGAACGGUCGACGAAGAAGCAAAACGCCAAGACCAACAACGACAAGGCGGACAAGAAGAGAGCUGGCGAUGAAGCCAUUGCGACCCUCGCUGGCAACCCGCUGCCCCAAAACACCAACGCUACUGGCGGAAACGUCCAAGCUCAGGCCAAUAUCGAGCACUAUACCGACCAGGCCGCUCAGAACUUUGUGGCUGCUGCAGGUGCCGCUGGUGCCUCAGUUCAAGGACUCCAGCAACCCCAGGAGCCCGUCUUUGCCCGCCCCCAACAUAUCAAUAUGGCCAAUGACGGGUGGAUCAAUUACCAAGAGAACGACUUUGAGGCUCUCUACCGGACCCAUGAGGCCCAGCCUAAGGCUUACAACGCUGAGGUUGAAGCCUAUAACAAGCAGAAAAACGCAGCGGCAAAUGGCGACAGCUCCGACGUCGAGGACGAUAGCGAAAAUGACGAUGGCGCCUCCGCUCACGAGGAUGACAACGGUGAGGAUCCUGAUGAGCCAAAUUAUGGAGCAGACUAUAACGAUAUCUUCAAUGACAUUUACGGUGUUUCGGACGACGAAACCCGUGAAAGAAGAAGAAGACAGGAUGUUUCGGCUGCCCGGGCCCCUGCCGCCCCUCCCAAUAUGAACGGUCGUGGUCUUGGUCCCACUAUGGCCGGCCCACCAAUGCCUGUUCUCACUACUCGUCCGCCUCCGACGCAAGCGGGCCCAGCCGUCCAAUCUCAUGGUUCAGAUGGCCUUGUCCAGCAACCCGCUCCCCGCACCAGUAACCAGCAAGUCGCCCGUCGCCCGUUCGCUGUUCCAGCAGCUCCUCAGAACAGCCCUCAACAGAACUUCCUGCAUGCUGCUCAUGUGGUCACCCCUCCAUCUGUUCCGAACGAAGUGUAUGGCUCCAAUCUUCCAACCCCUCCUCGCCCGCAGAUACAUCCUUAUGGUCCUACACAACAACCACCUCAAGCCCAUCGACCUAUCAACAUUUCCCAAGGGCACCGCGGCCAAUUUCAGGCGCCUGUCUCCAGCCAGCCUCAAACCAACUUUGCUAGUCCAGCACAGCAAAAUAUUCCUACUGGUUUGGGCACUCCCGCAAGGCCGAGUCCUCAUCAAGUUCAGGCCAUUCCUCUUCCUCACGGGUUGCCAACUGUUCAAUUGCAGUCCUCCGCUCCCAUGGGUCACGUUCAGUCUCCGGCUGGUCCUCUUCCCGAUGUUGUGCCAAGGCGCAUCAUCACCCCCGCUUCCGAGAGAGCUAGGCUCCUCAGAGAAAGUCAACAACCUGCAGUCAUGGGUUUCCCUCCAUCCGUGGACCCCAACGCUCCGGUUCAGAAAGCUGCUGAACCUCAGGCUGCCCCUCGCGCACCUCAAUCACAACCUGCUCAUGACUGGUUUGAUUCCUCCGCGGCACUGGACAACUUUUUCGAACCGGGACCGUCGCCAGAACAGCAAAUGUUCUUUGAUCCCCCACCAAAUCAGCAGAUUGCCCAGCCAGCGCUGGGUCAGCAGCAGUCCUUUGAUGAGUCGGUGUCCACCUUUAAUCAACAGUCCAUCGUGCAACCCGCGCCAAUCCAGCAGGCUGCGGUUCCUGAGGUCCAUCAGCCUGGGGAAGAAGAACUGAUGAUGUUAUUUGAGCAAAUCUCAAAUGGCCAAGCUCCGCAGCAACAACGUGCGCUGCCUGCUGCAGAGCAACAGGUGGACAUUGACCCGCUGGAAGACUUGGACUUGUCGCUCGAUAAUAUUAUGAGCGACCAAGAGCUCGUCGACUAUGCAGCGACGCAAGGAUUUGGCAUUGAUAUAAAUGACUUGGUUCAGCUGAAUGAGGCUGGAAGCAACAACAUAGCCGACAACCGGGGCAUUGGCGGCGAGGUCAUUGACAGCCAGCCUCCUGGACAGACAGUGGCAGAUAACGCCAACGAGCAAUGGCAGCAAAAUAAUGGCGUGGAAGACUACGAGGAUCUCUUCGGCCAGUUCAUGAACUUACCGGAUGAAGUCGACAACAUCAUUGUUGAUGAUCUUUUUGCCGACGAGUACAUGGUGAAUCACGCCAUUGAGGGCCUGGACAGGGAGGACGGCACCGGCAGCAGCGGAAUCAAACGAAUGAGAGGUGACCAUGACGAGAAUAAGGGAGAGGAGCGUCCUGCGCAGCGGGCUCGCAUGAAUUGA
This is a messenger RNA of Neurospora tetrasperma FGSC 2508, 2847 nucleotides long. RefSeq lists its product as uncharacterized. The record is from RefSeq and is a predicted model, not a curated record. Bases 1 to 2847 code for a protein of 948 amino acids. The transcript has 4 exons. Lineage: Eukaryota; Fungi; Ascomycota; Sordariomycetes; Sordariales; Sordariaceae.